GAGAAAAAAAAAAAAAAAAGGGGGAGGGGGACAAUUAUUUAUUGAAAUUGUAAGGAAAUGCCUUUUUGAUGAUCCUCUUAAUGGACGGAGUAUGAAUAUCCCGAAAAGUCGAACUCAUUGGUGGAGCAACGACAAAAGGCAGCCAUCGUUAGCAAUAUCCUUCUUUUCCUGCAUCUUUUGAAACAGUUAUGGUAAUGUAUCCAUCCAUCCAACCAGCCAUCCAUCCAUCUAUCUAUCAAAAGUAAUUGAAUACUAUAUGCGUUACGAGGAAAAAAAAAAGUGCCACUUUCCAACCAGUUCAGCUUUUUUUUUUUUAGAUACAAAAUAUCAAUGCACGCUGACGAGCAAGCUACUCAAAGAAAGAGAACUUUCCGUAAGUUCACCUACCGUGGUGUUGAUCUUGAACAACUCUUAGACUUAUCUUCUGAACAGUUCAUGGAGCUCGUUCACUGCCGUGCUCGUAGAAGAUUCCAACGUGGUCUUAAGCGUAAGCCCAUGGGCCUCAUUAAGAAACUUCGUGCUGCCAAGAAGAACGCCCCUGCUGGUGAAAAGCCUGAGGUCGUUAAGACCCACCUUCGUAACAUGAUCAUUGUUCCUGAAAUGAUUGGCUCCAUCGUUGGUAUUUACAACGGUAAGACCUUCAACCAAGUUGAAAUCAAGCCUGAAAUGGUUGGUCAUUAUCUUGGUGAGUUCUCCAUCACCUACAAGCCUGUUAAGCACGGUCGUCCUGGUAUUGGUGCCACUCACUCUUCUAAGUUUGUUCCUCUUAAAUAAAUGGAAUAUUUUGUCAUUUUAUUGUGUUAUUAAAGUAAAUAUAGAUCCAUGUUUAUAUGUGUAAUGCAGUUAUUAUUAUAAAAUAAAGAAAACAACAAAAAAAAAAAGGGG
This is a messenger RNA of Cokeromyces recurvatus, 885 nucleotides long. RefSeq names its product putative ribosomal protein S15. The transcript is spliced from 3 exons. Gene Ontology annotation, cellular component: ribosome; cytosolic small ribosomal subunit. Gene Ontology annotation, biological process: ribosomal small subunit assembly; translation. The record is from RefSeq and is a predicted model, not a curated record. The coding region runs from base 331 to 774 and encodes 147 amino acids. Gene Ontology annotation, molecular function: RNA binding; structural constituent of ribosome. Lineage: Eukaryota; Fungi; Mucoromycota; Mucoromycetes; Mucorales; Mucoraceae.